AUGCACUACGACAACCAAGCUUUCAGCAAAAACGGCCAAAACACACUGGAGUCUUUAGCGGAUCCCAACAGAUCCUUGGGGAAUAUGGAUGAUUUUAGCAAAAUUGACAUAAAACAGCUGUUAAAGAGUUACCCCUGCAAGGCUGGGGAUAAGAAACCAAAAGACAAGAAAAAGGAGAGAUCACCAGAGAGUAAGAGCGUUUUUUUUUUAUGCUGUCCGACAGGGUUUAACUACACUACACGAGCUAACUCUCCUCUCUUUCAGCUAUCCGACUCAUCGUUGCCGCAAAAAAAAAAAAUUUAUAUAAUUUACCAAAAGUUAGUCUGUAUAUUGUUCGCUAAUUUGUACAAUAAACAGUCGCAGUGGGACGGAUCCAACAGAAAUUACAAUGUUUGCUGUCCCCUGUAUGAAAUAUUCUGUUCAAUUGAGUAUACAGAGUAACCUUGGAUUCCGUUGGUUUUAUUUUAACUUUGUUCUCUAAUUGGCUCAAGAAACACGCUUCACCCUCUCCACCAAUCAAAAUUAGGUCUUAGGCAUUUCAUCAACCGCGUUUUCCCGCUUUCAGGCGGUUUACUUGUUUUUACUCCGUGUUCUCAUUGGCUUCUUCCGAUAUUUUCCUUUGUUCUGAUUGGCCGUAAGGAUAAGUUGUGGUUUUAAUUUUACGACACUGAAAUAAAAUGCCCUCUUAUUAGAAAGAGAGUUGACGGGUCAUUUCUCUUCCAGGUAAAUGCCUUGAUGUCUAUCAAAACAGAUGUAAAUAUUUCGCAUCUUACGAUGGAUAUUGCCAACAUUGGAAGUCGUUCAUGAAAAAGUGGUGUCCCUAUUCCUGUGGCUACUGUAAAACAGAGUCGCCUGGUGAGCUGAAUUGCAGUUUUACCUUAUCAAAUAUCGUCUAAUUAUAGCUUGUGAACAAUCCUUAAUUUGUGUUUUCAAUGUACUGCCUUUUCAAGGAGAACUCAUCUUCCUUUGUCGAUAUUGCCAAAGCUGAUGGCUUUAACAACCAGUAUGAGACAACCUAGAACUUCGUCGACCGCAUGGAGUUGCAAUUGCUGAUUUAUCAAGCUGUUUUAAAGCUUACCACAUACAAAGUAAAAGCCUGACUCAGUAUCGAAUUCUAUAAAGCUCAGUUGUGGAGCAUCGAAUCACGAAAUUACGCUCACGAGAUCCAGAGGCCUGGGAUUAAAUUCUCUCCAGAGAGAAACCCUUUUUUGCUGUUGUUUUCUGUCCCUCGCUCCUAAGAAAAUGAAUAAAAUCUUUCUAUCCUGUUUCAAAAUACGCGGAAAAAACUUGUCUGAUUAUUUCCUCAGUCGAAAAAUCACUUUUGAUUUAGGAAAUAUAAACAUUUCUCCCGCAAGUUCCAGAAAGUUUCUAACUGACAAUUAACCCCACUGAAUUUUAGAUGUUCAUGUACUUCAAUAAGAAAAUCCUAGAGCUAAGCUUAUUCUUUUUUUCUCAAUUCUUUUCACUCACAGAUAAAAGGCUGAAUAUAUGGAAAGGAGAAAAUGACACAAAGUGAAAGGCUCACUGGUUAGAGUGCAUUUCCAUUAGGUGUCGUGAAACUAACUCAAAGUGAUCACCACAGUCGAACAGAAAAAAGAAACUACCACAAGGAGCCCUGGAGAACGCAAAGGAAAAACAAAAAAAAAUGCCUGACGCGCGGGAAACGCGAGAGACGCAAGCGCGAUUAGUUUUGGUUUUGCGUCUGAUUGGUCGAGAGGUUGGCGCGAGUUUCCUGGCCCAAUCACAGAAUGUCUGAAACGUCAUCAGCACUGUAUAUCUAGC
This is a messenger RNA of Pocillopora meandrina, 1782 nucleotides long. The record is from the annotation of a GenBank genome assembly. Lineage: Eukaryota; Metazoa; Cnidaria; Anthozoa; Scleractinia; Pocilloporidae.